AUGGGCAACUCCCUCUCAGACAACAGCUACCUCAACACCCGCGCGUGUGGCGCCCGCAACAUAACCUGGAAGUACAUCCACACCUUCGGCAAAGUCCCCAUCGAACUCACAUUCUGCCCAUCCUACAACGCAAUCCUCAGCUCGCACUGCUGCUGGGACGGAAUCUGCACACCACACCCCUACUUCGACCCCGAGUUCCACCGGUACCAAUGGCGCGACUGGAACGGGUUGGGAGAUCCGUAUCUCAAUCGCACAUGGCCCUGGCCGGAUUUCGAUGACAGUAUGCCAGAUGCCAAGCGUACGGGCAUGAGGUCUAUGGAUAGACGGAAGAAUGAGACGCAGUAUACUUGGGACUGUAAUCCGUUCUUUUAUGGGGGGUGGGACCAUCAGCCGAAGGUUUGGAUUAAGGAUGGGCGCGAGGCGAGGGAGGCGAAGAGGGUGUGUGAGGAGUGUAUAAGGAGAUUUCAGCCAAAGAAUUCGGGGAAGAAUGUUACUUGGGUUGAGGUUAGAGAGACUUGGGUUGAGACUACACAUACGAUUUGUACGGAUGCAUGUGAGAAGCUUGAAGAGAAGGAUAGGAACGCGCUGGUUUUGGCUAAGAAUCAAAAUCAGACGGCAUCUAGGAAGUCGAGUGGUCCUCGAGCAAAUGGGGUUGGGGUUGGGGGUGGGGAUGGUCAAGUUGAUUGGUUGGUUGAUGAGUUUGGUAUGGAUUGAAAAUAGUUUGGUAUGGAUUGAAAAUGGAAUAUGGAGGAGUGGGUUCAAAGAGUUGA
Molecule: messenger RNA, 770 nt
Organism: Hymenoscyphus albidus
Lineage: Eukaryota; Fungi; Ascomycota; Leotiomycetes; Helotiales; Helotiaceae
Source: the annotation of a GenBank genome assembly